Molecule: messenger RNA, 5814 nt
Organism: Enhydra lutris kenyoni (northern sea otter)
Lineage: Eukaryota; Metazoa; Chordata; Mammalia; Carnivora; Mustelidae
Product: presenilin 1
Exons: 12
Coding region: 278-1684 (468 amino acids)
Biological process (GO): amyloid-beta metabolic process; smooth endoplasmic reticulum calcium ion homeostasis; intracellular signal transduction
Cellular component (GO): apical plasma membrane; neuromuscular junction; mitochondrial inner membrane
Molecular function (GO): cadherin binding; aspartic endopeptidase activity, intramembrane cleaving; beta-catenin binding
Source: RefSeq, a predicted model, not a curated record
AUGUGUGUAAAUAAGGCUGUGCCAGGAUGCAAGGGAGAGACCUAAGGCUCGGAGUCAGGAGUCUGUGAUUUUUGUCCUGGUCUGCCCAGUUGUGUGAUUUUAAGCAAGUCAGUGAACUUAAGUUCUCUUCUGCUUUUGUAAAACAGACCUAAUCCGGAAGCCCACAAGUGACAGCCUUCGGGUCCUUAGAAAGCUUGGCCUGGAGAAGAACACAUGAAAGAAAGAACCCCAAGAGGCUUUGUUUUCUGUGAAAAAGUAUUUCUAUACAGUUGCUCCAAUGACAGAGUUACCUGCACCCUUGUCCUACUUCCAGAAUGCACAGAUGUCCGAGGACAACCACCCGAGCAAUACUGUACGUAGCCAGAAUGACAGUAGAGAACAGCAUGAGCACAGCAGUGAAAGGCGGAGACGUGGCAACCCUGGGCCAUUAUCUAAUGGACGACCCCAGGGUAACUCACGGCAGGUGGUGGAACAAGAAGAAGAAGAAGAUGAAGAGCUGACGUUGAAAUAUGGCGCCAAACAUGUGAUCAUGCUUUUUGUCCCCGUGACACUCUGUAUGGUGGUAGUCGUGGCUACCAUCAAAUCAGUCAGCUUCUAUACCCGGAAGGAUGGACAGCUAAUCUAUACGCCAUUCACAGAAGAUACAGAGACCGUGGGGCAGAGAGCCCUGCACUCGAUUCUGAAUGCUGCUAUCAUGAUCAGCGUCAUUGUUGUCAUGACUAUUCUCCUGGUGGUUCUCUAUAAAUACAGGUGCUAUAAGGUCAUUCAUGCCUGGCUUAUUAUUUCAUCUCUGUUGUUGCUGUUCUUUUUCUCAUUCAUUUACUUGGGGGAAGUGUUUAAAACCUACAAUGUUGCCAUGGACUACAUUACUGUUGCACUCCUGAUCUGGAAUUUUGGUGUGGUGGGAAUGAUUGCCAUUCACUGGAAAGGGCCUCUGCGACUCCAGCAGGCAUAUCUUAUCAUGAUCAGUGCCCUCAUGGCUCUGGUAUUUAUCAAGUACCUUCCAGAAUGGACAGCGUGGCUCAUCUUGGCUGUGAUUUCAGUAUAUGAUUUAGUGGCUGUUUUGUGUCCAAAAGGCCCACUUCGUAUGCUGGUUGAAACAGCUCAGGAGAGGAAUGAAACUCUCUUUCCGGCUCUUAUUUACUCCUCAACAAUGGUGUGGUUGGUGAAUAUGGCAGAGGGAGAUCCAGAAGCCCAAAGGAAGGUAUCCAAAAACUCCAAUUAUAAUGCACAAAGCACCGAAAGUGAGUCCCAAGACCCUGUGACAGAGAGCGACGAUGGUGGCUUCAGUGAAGAGUGGGAAGCCCAGAGGGACAGUCGCCUAGGGCCUCAUCAUUCUACAACUGAGACACGAGCUGCUGUGCAGGAACUUUCCAGCAACAUCCUCACCAGUGAGGACCCAGAAGAAAGGGGAGUAAAACUUGGAUUAGGAGAUUUUAUUUUCUACAGCGUUCUGGUUGGUAAAGCCUCAGCCACAGCCAGUGGAGACUGGAACACAACCAUAGCCUGUUUUGUAGCCAUAUUAAUUGGUUUGUGCCUUACAUUAUUACUCCUCGCCAUUUUCAAGAAAGCGUUGCCAGCUCUUCCGAUCUCUAUCACUUUUGGGCUUGUUUUCUACUUCGCCACAGAUUAUCUUGUACAGCCCUUUAUGGACCAAUUAGCAUUCCAUCAAUUUUAUAUUUAGCAUAUUUGCAGUCAGAAUCCCAUGGAUUUUUCUCCUUUGACUAUAAUAAAAUAUGGGGAGGAAAAGAUGAUUUUCCUGUGUCCACAUCUAACAAAGGCAAGAUUCCCACCUGGACUCUUUGCAGCUUCCUUCCAAGUCUUCCUAACCACCUGUACCAUUGGGCGCUGGAAGGAGGUGUCUCCAGAAAAUGGUUCGAACAUGCGUCAUUGUGAUGGACUGAGUCCCUCGGUGCAAAAACUACCAGAUUUGAGGGACGAGGCUGAGGAAAAGGGACGGACCACGAAGUUACUGUGCUCCCACCAGCAGUGUAACCCUUGGUCACAGGUGGAUUUUACCAACACUGCAGACUCUCAGGACUACCAUUACCAAGAAAUUAAACGGCGUGGUGUAAACCAAACGGACUCUUCAUCUUAAACUACAUGUUGAAGAUCAACCUAAUGAACCUGUCUUGAAUUCUGAACCUUUGCAGGAGGUACUGUAAGGAGAGUGGGCACCAGCAGCAAAAUGAAAAGGUUUUUGAAACGGGGCUCCAACUUUCACUUUCAGACCUUUUUGCUGCAGACUUACCAUUUUUAAAUAAGACUUUUUUUUUUUCACCUUGAGUCAAGUCAGGUGUAUAGGUUGAUUUUGAAAAGUCUCGUUUUCAAGCACUGAAACUCAGUACCAUCAACGGUUACCAUUUCUUCCCAUGGACAGUCUGAACUGAUACGAGGUUGCUUUAUCCUAAAAGUCUUAACCUCAGGUUCCAAAUUCAGUCAUUUCUGGAAAGAAUGGAAUUAUAUCCAAACGGUUACCUAUCAGCCUUAGUUGAGUUCUGGAUUUUUCCACCAAAUUAUUUGUUUUUAGACAUAUUUACUGGUUCUCGUGCCCCUGGAUGCUUCCAUUCUUCCCGUCUCUCCCUGACUCCCCCAUAAGCAUUGUCUUAGACACACAGCAAAUGAGACAGUUCUGGUACUCUAGGAUCUUACUCUGUGUGGUGCAAAGAAUGUGUUACGAAUCAGUGCUGUCAGCCUCGCUGCCAUAAUUUCUUCAGUAGCAAAUACAAUGUGUGCCCAAAGACAGUGAAAUUAAAGAAGAGUAAAAUGGCUGGUGAAGCACUUUCUGUCCUGGUUUUUCUUUUUUAACUACAAUCCAUUGUCUCUGACUGUGUGUUGGAAUUUGGACCAACAGCCAAAAGCUGGUGGUCUGUAAAUCAGUUGUAUCAGUACAAAAUAAGAGUUUGGAGAAGGCCGUGAUUUUACUCGGUGAGCCGUGCGUGGGAGGACGUAGGGUCAGAAGGAGAACCAGCUGCCCAGAAGAGAAACAAGGGGCCUCUCUCAGCCAGUGGGACAAAGUGAGCUAACGGCCCGUGGGCAGAUGUUAAGGAGAACCAAGCUAUUCCUCAAGAACCUCACAGUGGGGGUGUCCUGCGCUUUCCCUUCUGCCUUACCUUUCCUUUCAGUAUGCCUUUGAUUGGGGCUGUCGGGCAGAGGCCCGGUGCGGCGCAGCUGGGGACAGAAGCAGAGCACCGGCCUGCGGGCACGCGGCUCCUCUAAGUGAAGCUCUGCCGGCACAACCGUUCUUCUGCCUCCGACAGCCCGCAGCAGCCGUGGGAUCGGACCGGAAGCAUUUGUGAGAAGCUUAGUGUGUCCUUGUGGCGGAACUGAAAGACCAGCUUUUCUUCCUGUUCCGGCUUUCUCUCCAGCCUGUCAUGUGAUCUGGUUGGUGGUUCUCCUUGCAGUUUAGAAUAGCUGUUUUCUGUCACAGAAUAUCGUAAACUAACCUGAGCAGUAGUGUGCUGGGCAUAACCGCGUAGGUAAAAAACGUGCUCUAAUAGGCAGUUGAGAACUGCAGGCAAAACAGAAGACGAGUGCUGUGCACAGGAAGGGCGGGGCGUGACGUUGUAGGUUCUCUCGUCUCUUUGUUUAGCCCCUUCUUUCCAAGAGACUUUAUCCUCAGAUAUGUAGCAAUGUGGGUUUUAUCUUCUGGAAGGACACCUGAAUGUGUUUGUGAUUUGUGGGAGUCUUGAGGGACCCCUGAUCUAGAGUGGUUGAUUUGUGCAAAGGUCCCAGAAAUACCCUAUCUUUCAUGAAAGGUUCCUCCUGGAAGAGGGUAUGUGCUGUGAGUGCGACUCAGUCCAUCCUUGCUGUCACUGUUCUGUGUAGAAAGAUUGCAAUAAAACUCACUUUCUCCAAGAUGGAACCACAUCUCAGCAUAGGCAGAACACCCCUUCUUUCCUGAACCCCCCCCCCCAUCUCAGAUGCAGAACUUUGCCUCGGAACUUUCUUCUUAGGGUCAGUUCAGCUGUUUCUGAAAUAUCAAAAUGCUAGUCUCCCCCCAUGAAAAGUAGAUUGUCACCAGGGAACACAGAAACAUGUCCAUGGCAGAUGUGCCCUCACACAGGGCAGGGGUGGCUGUGGGCCGGGCCCAGCCUCCUGCUUAAGGAAGAGGAGCAAGAAGAGUGGCCACUGAUGUCUGCGCCUGACUGGCUCACAGAACACAGUGUUUAUACAUGGAAGGUUGCUACAAACUGGCCUGUGGGCAUACCAACCAUAUUUGGAAGAUCUGUGGACCUUUUUUUCAAAGAGGAAGAGCUUGCUUUUCCUGUUUUUGAUUUUCACUAGGUUAGCAUGUGGUGCUAGGAUCACAGCUCUCACUGUAAAUGAUUAAAUUUCUUGAUGAGAACAAAGCUUUCUAAGCAUCCCGGAAGAAAACCGUAAGUGAAUGAUUUAUUGAUUUCACUGCAGAAGCAACAACUAGAGAGGUAGUCUUCUCACUUUUAAACUCCUGGAUCCCCAGUUUUUAAAGUCUCUUGAUCUUAAAAUCUCUCCUUCCAUAACCGAUGUCUAUGCAGUAAGUUUAGUGCUUGUCCUUGGGCUCAAAAUGUAUAUGGUAGUCUUGGUCAUCAUUUGUAGAAUAUGAGACGAGAGUUAAGCUCCCACAUAAGAUCUUUCAGGGUCAGGGUCUCAAGGAAGUCUCUGGUCCUGACCCCCAGGGCCUGGCCUUGCAUAAUCGCCCAUUCAUGAUCUAGCCCUGGAAGAAAAAGAGCCCAGAAACCACUCUGAAGAGAUUUAUUCGGCGUCUUCCAUGUUCCUGGCGUGGUGCUGGAGUCCGAAGAUGUGAAGAUGAGUAAGACCUAUCCACACAACGCAGCUAGAGUUUCCUGUUGGCUGAGAGAUGCCAUCUUUAACUUCUCUGCAGUAUUGGGUACUUGUCAGGAACCCCUUUUCGUGGUUACCCUUUGGUGUUAUUAAGGUGACUUGAUUCUCCCAGGAGCUACUCCUUUCAGUAAAAUACUCCUUUCUCUCUCCUUGCUUUUGGAUGGUCUGUAACCGUCUCACCUGCCAUUCUAGAACCUCACCUCUGGAGCAACCACAAAGCUGACUCAGGGCGGAGGUGGUGGGGGGGGCUUGCAAACUGGACAAUGGUUCUUGCCCUGGGAUGAAACCAUAUCAUCGUCAUGAGUUUGGGCCCUGAAGAGAUCCUUGUGAUCUUCUUGCUUCUCUUUAAAUCCCCCAAACACAGGAGAUUAAAAACCAUGGUUUCAGCUCUUCACGGCCCCUGGUGAAGUUGCUGGGCGGAGUGUUCCUGACCAGGCUGUCAUCAGGCUCACCCCACCGAAUCAUCCGGACGGCAUCCUCCAACAGUUCUCUCCUCUGGUAGGAAAAACCUCAGAUGCGCGUAUUAAAAAAUCAGCCAAGUGCUGAAAUGAACCCUUUUCCCUGACUGUUUUCCGGGGCCUUGGACAGCUGCGAUGUUGCCCUGAGGAAGUAGCGGGAUCCACCCUGGGCCCUGAGGCUGGUGUUAGCCCUGCAGCUCGGGUGUGUAGCAGAAGAGAUUUCCCAGGGAGCAAUUUUCCUUUGAAACUAAAUAAUUGUUGUAAAAGGGCAGCUUCAAAAUCAACCGUAGCGCAUAGCGAGUACAGGACCGUUUACGGGGCGAUCAGAGGUGCGGGCUGCAGGGUUCAGCAGAAUCGUUUUCCACGCUCGGCGUCUGGCUUUGGCUUCUACAGACACUGCUUUGUACAUGAUUCAAACAGACUGUGAUCCAUCUUUUUUAAAUACCUUUCAGAUUCUUGGUAAGAUAUAAUUUUGAUAGAUGAUUGCAGAUUUUCCUGUAUUUGUCAGAUUAAUAAAGACUGCAUGAAUCCA